UCGCUGACCAAAUAGCUGAAAACGACGCCGUUUAUAGUUGAUGGUGCUUGUCGGGUGUUUCAGUCAAAACAGAAUAACACCGUGUCCGAUUCUGAAACGAACUCGCUCUUUCUCUCCCACCUUCUUCUUACUCCGAUCUAUCUAUCACCCUUUAAAGAUGAGCUUGAAGGCUACGAUCUUAAUAUUAGGGCUCGCGUUGAGCUUCCAGGCAGCGUUAGGGAUUAGAUUCGUGAUAGACAGAGAAGAAUGCUUCUCCCACAAGGCUGAAUACGAAGGCGACACCCUUCACGUCUCUUUCGUCGUCAUCAAGUCUGAUUCUCAGUGGCAUUUUAACGAGGAUGGUGUAGAUCUUGUGAUACAUGGGCCAACAGGGGAACAAGUUCAUGACUUCAGGGAGCAGAUCAGUGCCAAGCACGACUUUGUUGUCCAGAAGAAAGGGGUUUACCGUUUCUGUUUCACUAACAAGUCUCCUUACCACGAAACCAUCGACUUCGAUGUGCAGCUCGGUCACUUUGCCUACUACGAUCAGCACGCAAAGGACGAGCAUUUCACUCCUUUGAUGGAGCAAAUAUCAAAGCUAGAGGAGGCGCUUUACAACAUUCAGUUUGAACAGCAUUGGUUAGAGGCUCAGACCGAUCGUCAAGCCAUUGUGAACGAGAACAUGAGCAAAAGAGCAGUACACAAAGCUUUGUUCGAGUCGUUUGCAUUGAUCGGUGCAAGUGUCCUCCAAGUUUAUCUUCUGCGUCGUUUGUUUGAACGCAAACUCGGCAUGUCUCGUGUCUAAAGAAAGUAGUAUUGAGUUUAUUUUUAUUAAGGGUUUUGUUUUUAGCCCCUCAGUAUUUUAUCUUGCCUCGUAAGUUAAAAUGUACCACAGAUUCUUUAACUCUUUUUAAAGACACAAUGCUUUAUUAACAUAAUAAUGCUUCUCGAUAAGCUAGUGAAGCAUUUGUUUCUUGAUGAUGGAAAUGGUUAAUACCAUCAUCACCAUCAUCCAAAACAUUUUUAUGAUA
Messenger RNA from Raphanus sativus (radish), 1010 nucleotides. RefSeq names its product transmembrane emp24 domain-containing protein p24beta2. Gene Ontology annotation, cellular component: endoplasmic reticulum-Golgi intermediate compartment; Golgi apparatus; COPII-coated ER to Golgi transport vesicle. The transcript has 5 exons. Gene Ontology annotation, biological process: Golgi organization; intracellular protein transport; endoplasmic reticulum to Golgi vesicle-mediated transport. The record is from RefSeq and is a predicted model, not a curated record. The coding region runs from base 41 to 784 and encodes 247 amino acids. Lineage: Eukaryota; Viridiplantae; Streptophyta; Magnoliopsida; Brassicales; Brassicaceae.